This is a messenger RNA of Anoplophora glabripennis (Asian longhorned beetle), 1407 nucleotides long. RefSeq names its product nuclear transcription factor Y subunit alpha (gene Nf-YA). Bases 128 to 1138 code for a protein of 336 amino acids. The transcript is spliced from 7 exons. Gene Ontology annotation, molecular function: DNA-binding transcription factor activity, RNA polymerase II-specific; RNA polymerase II cis-regulatory region sequence-specific DNA binding. Gene Ontology annotation, cellular component: CCAAT-binding factor complex. NCBI's taxonomy places the organism in Eukaryota, Metazoa, Arthropoda, Insecta, Coleoptera, Cerambycidae. The record is from RefSeq and is a predicted model, not a curated record. Gene Ontology annotation, biological process: regulation of transcription by RNA polymerase II.
GAACCAAUACGUACCGUGUUUGUGUGUAGUGCGUCGCGACCAUUGGUCUACAAUUUGCCGACCAAUCAUUGGGAAAGUGCACAGUAAAAUAUCCAAUUGUCUCUCUUAUUAUUAACAUCACUAAAAAAUGGAACAACAAAUAGCCACAACAGCCGACGGGCAAGUGGUUAUACAACCCAUACAGGGUGUUGCGCCUCAACAGGUACAAGUUAUGCAGAUGAACGCAGGCCAGGUGAUCCAAGGUGCCAACGGCCAACAGAUAAUGGUACACACAGUACCGCCUGGUGGUCAAAUACAGGUGGCAGCACCAGGAGGUGCGCAGGGACUUCAACAGAUACAGGUUGUGCCAGUUAGUAGUCUCCAACAGGGACAGGUAUUGGUGCAGCCACAACAACAAGCAGCUCAAAUUGUACAGACGGCAGACGGCCAGACAUUUAUAUACCAUCCAAUGACCAUAGAUAGCGGUGGCAUACAACAAGCCACACCAACAGUAUUGAACAUAAAUGGAAAUCUCGUACAAAUAGCUGGUGCUCCGCAAGCCGCUACAACUAAUAAUACCGUAACACAAACAACGGUAGCUUCACCCACGUCGCAACAGGUGGUACCUCAAACGUUGACGACGGUAUCCCCCAAUCAACUAGCUAUGGCUAACGGAAAUAUAGUCAUGGUGAGAAGUGCCACCGAUAUGGUACCAAGCACAAGCGGUCAGCAGUUCCAAAGAGUACAAAUACCCGGUACAGAAUUCCUAGAAGAAGAACCCUUAUACGUGAAUGCAAAGCAGUACAGAAGGAUACUUAAAAGAAGACAGGCUCGUGCUAAAUUAGAAGCCGAGGGGAAAAUACCCAAGGAAAGACCGAAAUACCUCCAUGAAUCCAGACAUAGGCAUGCCAUGAAUAGGAUAAGAGGCGAGGGAGGUAGAUUCCAUUCGGGUUCGGUUAAGAAGAGAAAGGAAGCGGAAGAACUGGCAAGGCAGCAGCAACAGCAACAACAGCAGCACCAACAGCAACAGACGCAUCAUGAGGUUCAGGGGACCAUCGGUGUGUCUUAUAGCAACAUCGAGAUGGGGACCCCUAUAAUAAUUGAGAAUGUAAUGCCAGACCUAAUGAAAUCAGACCCUCUUUCGAUAGAAGGCAAUUAGUAGACCGUUUUUUUUUUAUUUAUUGAUAAAUGUUGAACAUUGUUGUACAUAACUUUGAUAUUUAAUUGAUGUUUUUUUUUUAUAGAAAAAGAAAUGUAUUUGGUUAUUUGUCUCGUUAGACAUAUCGAUAUUUUUAUUGUUUCAUUUUUUACGCAAAUAGUAGUUGUAAGUCCCUUUUGUACAAUUGUUAAUACCACAUGACUGAUAAAUUUAUAACUAGUUGUAAUUGGAGAACGUAAUACUAUUAUGUUAAAUAAAGCUUUUUUAGU